Molecule: messenger RNA, 1349 nt
Organism: Leptomonas pyrrhocoris
Lineage: Eukaryota; Euglenozoa; Kinetoplastea; Trypanosomatida; Trypanosomatidae
Product: delta8 fatty acid desaturase-like protein
Exons: 1
Coding region: 147-1349 (400 amino acids)
Biological process (GO): lipid metabolic process
Cellular component (GO): membrane
Molecular function (GO): oxidoreductase activity, acting on paired donors, with oxidation of a pair of donors resulting in the reduction of molecular oxygen to two molecules of water
Source: RefSeq, a predicted model, not a curated record
GCCCAACCUUUCCUGUUUCCUUUUCGUUUGUUCGUUGUGACCUUCCUUCUUCGGCUCGCUUUUUGCUGUUGUGCUUUUCGUGCCUUGCAACGUGCGACGCACCUCUCACUUGAGAGCCACACAAGGACUCCACUGGGGCCACAAAAAUGGUUUUCGAUCUCACCUACCCGCACCUGUACCGCAGCUCGUUGCCGAAAUGCGUCAUGCGCAUCGACGACAGCUGGUACGACUGCACCUCCUGGCGCAACUCUCACCCCGGUGGUGCGCAGAUGUGCGACGAGUUCCACGGCAAGGAUGCAACGGACGCCUUCUACUCACUGCACUCCAAGGAGGCAAUCCAGAAGCUGAAGCGGAUGAAGGCGCUUCCGUUGAAGGAAGGUGACACCCCACGCGACCAGGUGUCUCUGAAUUUCGCGAAGCUAGUGAAGGAGUUGGAGGAGAAGGGGUGGUUUGAGCGCAUUUGGUUCAUCGACUUCACCCGCAACAUUCUUCCUGUGAUUGCGUUGUGCAUCAUUGGCACCUUCCUCAGCUACUCCUGCCCCGUUCUUGCCACCGUCCUCAUCGGACUUGGCAUGCAGCAGGCUGGUUGGCUUGGCCACGACUUCACGCACGCGCGUAGCAAGUUCGCCCGCUUCCUGGGCAACACUCUCGGUGGCCUCAUCAACGGCUUCUCGUUGGAGUGGUGGUCGCACAAGCACAACUCGCACCACGUCUUUGUCAACCGCAAGGGCUUGGACUCGGACAUCCACAACGAGCCGGUUCUGUUUUUGUGGAUCCCCGACGUCUCCGAGGACACCGCGCUCCGCCGCUACCAGUACAUGUUCUACCCCUUCGCCUAUUCACUUCUGUAUGUUUCGUGGCGCAUGCAGUCUCUCCGCUUCGCGCUGGGCAGCGGCAACAAGAAGGAGCUGGCGCACAUGGCGGUGAACUACCUGUGGCUUGCCUUGUUACCGUGGAAGGUCGCUAUCGGUAGCGUCAUUCUUGGUGGAUUCUGCGUUGCCAUAGUGGUGACGUCCAACCAUCAGACGGAGGAGAUGAUCGAGCACGACGAGCCGUACAACUACAUCAUUGACCAGUACCGCGCCACCCGUGGCGUCCAGUGCUCCGAUCCGUUCUUCGAGUGGUUCUUCGGUGGCAUGCAGUACCAGCUGGAGCACCACCUCCUGCCAAUGGUGCCGCGCUACCGCUACCCUGAGGCACGUGGUAUUCUGCGCAAGUUCUCCGAGGACAACGGGCUGCCCUUCCAUGUGAACGGCGUGAUGGAGAUCACAAAAAUGAACUUCGAUGUGAUGUACAGAAACUCCAUCGCCCCUGCUGUCGGUGCGCAAGAGUCGAAGAAGCAGGAGUAG